AUGACCAGGCAAACAACAUUCUCAGGAGAGAUCAUCAUUGCUAGCCUAUACAUAGAUCUUUCCUUUAUGUUAAAUGACUACGCUGGUAAUAACCGGUUUGACGUAAUAGUCAAUCAGUCGAAAACAAUCACCUGCAAAGUCAUCAACAAUUCUAAUGCUGAAACCUUAAUUUGGUACCGCGGGAGCCAGCAAGUCGAUAUAAAAGCUGAAAAUAGUGUCAACUCAAGCACAAUAUGUCUGCCAGGAGUGACACCUGAAGAUCACGGAGUAAGCUUUACUUGUCUAUUGAAGCGUGACACCACCAUGAAAUGGUCUGGACAGCUAAAUGUCACUUUUGAGCCUAUCCUGUCUGGAGACAAACAGAUUUUUGCAGAAGAAGGUAAAAAUGUCCAAAUCAUUUGUGGAUAUAAAGCUAACCCACCAGUUACUAUGUCAUGGAGACAAAAUGGCAGCAUUGUGGCAUAUCCAUCCCGCUUUGAACAACUCAUGACCAGCAACGCUUGGACGCUCAGCAUCACCAAGGCAACUAAGGCAGACACUGCUAAUUACACUUGUGUAGCAGUUACUCCCAAUGGAACGGAAUAUAAAUUAACAGUUGAGCUGUUAAUAGGUGAUAGGAUUCCUGGACUUCCCGUGGAAGCGAUUGGUGGUGCAGUGGUGGUAGGAACCCUUAUCAUCCUCUUUGGAUUGUUUGCACGGCGAAAGACAAUAUUUAAACAUUGCAUGAAAAGCAGAAAUAACACAGCGAUGUAGUUGAUGGUUGCGAUGUUACAUUGAUCUACACAGCCAGUCCAUACAACACACUACCUGGAUGUUAGAA
Molecule: messenger RNA, 820 nt
Organism: Nanorana parkeri
Lineage: Eukaryota; Metazoa; Chordata; Amphibia; Anura; Dicroglossidae
Gene: TMIGD1
Product: transmembrane and immunoglobulin domain containing 1
Exons: 5
Coding region: 1-753 (250 amino acids)
Biological process (GO): cell-cell adhesion
Cellular component (GO): cell-cell junction
Molecular function (GO): cell adhesion molecule binding
Source: RefSeq, a predicted model, not a curated record